CCCGCAGACUCACAGCAAGGACCCAAGGAGGGCUGCCCGGCCCACCGCCUGAAGGACCCCGCUUCGGCCGCACAGGCUGCCUAUCACGCUGCCUGGUGGUCGGGCACAGCGGCACGAGGACCAGGAGUAAGAUGACUUCUAUCUUGCGAAGCCCUCAGGCUCUCCAGCUCACUCUGGCCCUGAUCAAGCCUGAUGCAGUUGCUCACCCACUGAUUCUGGAGGCUGUUCAUCAGCAGAUUCUGAGCAACAAGUUCCUUAUUGUACGAAUGAGAGAACUUCUGUGGAGAAAAGAAGAUUGCCAGAAGUUUUACCAAGAACAUGAAGGGCGUUUUUUCUAUCAGCGGCUGGUGGAGUUCAUGGCCAGUGGGCCAAUCCGAGCCUACAUCCUCGCCCGCAAGGAUGCCAUCCAGUUCUGGAGGACACUGAUGGGACCCACCAGAGUGUUUCAAGCACGCCACGUGGCCCCGGAUUCAAUUCGUGGGAGUUUCGGCCUCACCGACACCCGCAACACGACCCAUGGCUCUGACUCUGUGGUUUCAGCCAGUAGAGAGAUUGCAGCCUUCUUCCCUGACUUCAGUGAACAGCGCUGCUAGCUGUUGACCUUGCUGCUGCUUUCAGGAAGACAAUGGAAACAGCCAGAAGAGAAGCUCCUCAGACUCCCGCGACCACACUGAGCACCUACCUGCAUCUGUGCUCACUACUCUGCUUUCUUCUUGUUAGGAUGAACCAUGGAUAAACCUUCCAAGCUCCUCUUUAAAGCCACCUUCUUUUUGUGCAGGAGAUCCUAUCUCCUCCCACCUACUCAAGGCAUUGCUCCAGCAGUUAUUUCCUCUCUCUCCUGUAUCAUCAGGAGAUGGAUCUUACAAACAUGCUGUAGUUCCUCUCAUUAAAAAAAAUAAAAGCAAACGUUUGUUGACACCACAUCUUCUUGCCAUUAUCCCAUUUCUCUGCUCACCUUUACAGCAAAACUCUCGAAAGAGUAGCCUAAGAUAGCAGUGACUAGUGAGUCUAGACAAAAUGGUGUAGACCUAUUUAUCUCUGCUUCUCCCUGCUAAGUACAACUAUAAACCUGAAAAUAAUUCAAGAGACAGUCAAAGAGAACUCUGAAAGGUUCUCUGAAGGAAAACAUGACUGGAGGAACAACACAGCAGCAGGGCAUCUUAAGUCUCCCCAUACAACAGAAUAAGGCGAUUCAGGCUAAGUAUUUCCCAAAUCCUAAGCCAGCAACAGAUGGCAGCCCACGUAGCCUAUUCCUCCCCACAACUGAACAAACUAAACAAAGUACAGCUGAAAACACCAGGUAAACUGACAAAGGAGAUUGAUCAGGAGCCCUAGCUAUCAAUGAACAGCCAGGGGAAGCCCUCUCCUUGCCAGCUGGGUCUGAGGCUCCCCUCCCCCAUGGAGAGAUACUAAGGUGGUGGAGUAGUACCCACAAGAGAGACAAAAACAAGUGCCCCACGUCCAACUUCGGUGACCAAGGUUAGACAUCCAGGUCAAAGUCAAAGGUAUAGUUCCACGAUCCAAGUCAAUUCCAUGUCUGAGUUCAAUGCCCAGGGCAAGUUGAAUUCCAAACCAAGGUUCCAGACUAAGAUCCAGGUCCCCCAUUCUAGGUCUAGAAUUCAGGUCCAGAUCAACAUUCCAGGUCCAAGGUCAUGUCCUGAUGUAGGUGUGAUGUCUAAGUCUGAGGUCCUAACAUGAGGUCAAAGUCUGAGGUUAGAGGUUGAACUCCAAGUAAGAGGUCCAAGGUCUGGGUCCAUCACCAAGGACCAGGUCUAAGGUCAGGUCCAGUGUUACAGACAAAUAGAGUUCCACAGUUGAGAUUUGAUGUUCAAGUCCAAGGUCCACUUCUAUGUCCAAGAUCACAGACCAGGGAUGUUGUGCGAACAACCAGUAACAACAAUAUGUUCAGAAUUGUUUGAAACUUAUAUUUACAUUUUUUAACAAAGUUUCGGUUGUAUGAAAGACCAUUCCUUGAUAGAGUGACCAACUCAUUUUAGUUACCCUGGGACUUUCCUGGUUUUACACUGCAAGUCCCAUAUCCUGGGAAACCCCUUAGUCCUAAAAAGCAGAAUGGUUGGGCACUUUACUCCUUGGUGUCGCAUGAAGACUUGAAAACUGGGUUGAAAGUUUCUGCUUAACAAACCAUAAAUAAAAGCCAUCAAAAAUGAAA
Molecule: messenger RNA, 2170 nt
Organism: Equus caballus (horse)
Lineage: Eukaryota; Metazoa; Chordata; Mammalia; Perissodactyla; Equidae
Gene: NME6
Product: NME/NM23 nucleoside diphosphate kinase 6
Biological process (GO): negative regulation of cell growth; negative regulation of mitotic nuclear division; UTP biosynthetic process
Cellular component (GO): mitochondrion
Molecular function (GO): nucleoside diphosphate kinase activity
Source: RefSeq, a predicted model, not a curated record